ACAAACGCCCUGGUCCCUGGCCUCCUGCCAGGGCCAAGAAAAGGGACUGAAAACUGGAAGUUCAGGAGUGUGGCCAGCUCUGCCUCUCAUAGCAAGCGCUAGAGUCGGGCAGCAGCCCUGCUGUCGCCAGCUGUCCGUCCAUACACACCCACCUGUCCUCUGGGUGCCUCUGUUCAUCUGGAAACCUGUCUGUCCACCCGUCUGUAACCCCAUCUCUGUCCAACCUUCUUACUAUCCUUCGUCCAGCUAGCUAUCUAGACUGUCAAUCCAUUUGUUUGUCUGUCUCUGGCCUCCAUCUAUUUGUUUAUCUGUCCAAUCAUCUGUGAGUCUAUCCGCCCAUCUUUCCAUUCAUCCACCCAUCUAUCUGUCUACCUGCCUUCUCUCUCCACCCUGGGCCUCAGAGCCAUGGCCCAGGGCCGCAGGGCCACAGUCAGCAUGGUCCUGCUGGGGUUGGGGCUGGCCCUAGCCAUCAUCGUGCCUGCUGUCAUCCUCUCUCGCCACCAUGCCCGCUGCGGCCCCCAGGCCUCUGCUCACGCUGCAGUUGCCGCUGACUCCAAGGUCUGCUCGGACAUUGGACGAGCCAUCCUCCAGCAGCGUGGCUCGCCUGUGGAUGCCGCCAUCGCGGCUCUUGUCUGCACUGGAGUCGUCAACCCUCAGAGCAUGGGUCUGGGCGGAGGGGUCAUCUUCACCAUCUACAACGCCACCACUGGGAAGGUGGAAGUCAUCAAUGCCAGGGAGACCGUGCCUGCCAACUACGUCCCCCAUCUGCUGGACCAGUGUGAGGAGGCCCAGCCACUGGGCACAGGGGCCCAGUGGAUCGGAGUGCCCGGGGAGCUCCGGGGCUAUGCUGAGGCCCACCGCCGCCACGGCCGCCUGCCCUGGGCACAGCUGUUUUGGCCCACCAUCUCCCUGCUCCGCGGGGACUACCGCAUGCCCUUCAUCCUCAGUCAGUUCCUGCAGAGUGACUUCCUACGGCCUUCCCUGUACAUGACAUCCCUGAGGCAGCUCUUUUUCAAUGGGACAGAACCUCUGAAGGCUCAGGACCCAUUCCCAUGGCCCGCAUUGGCCACCACCCUGGAAACCGUGGCCACAGAAGGUGCAGAGGUCUUCUAUACAGGGACGCUGGGCCAGAUGCUGCUGGAGGACAUUGCCAAUCAAGGCAGCCAGCUGACCCUGCAAGACCUGGCAGCGUUCCAGCCAGAGGUAGUGGAUGCCCUGGCGGUGCCCCUCGGGGACUACACCCUGUACUCACCGCCACCACCAGCAGGGGGCGCGAUUCUCAGCUUCAUCCUCAACGUGCUCAAAGGGUUCAACUUCUCCUCUGAGUCCGUGGCCAGACCCGAGGGGAGUGUGAACUUGUACCAUCACCUUGUGGAGACGCUCAAGUUUGCCGGGGGACAGAGAUGGCGACUGUGGGACCCUCGCAGCCACCUGGAUAUCCAGAACGCCUCCCAGGACCUGCUGGGAGAGGCUUUGGCCCAGCAUAUCCGCCAGCAGAUCGACGCUCGGGGUGACCACCAUCUCAGCCACUACAGCCUGGCCGGGGCCUGGGGCCACGGGAUGGGCACAGCGCACGUGUCUGUGCUGGGGGAGGAUGGCAGCGCCGUGGCAGCCACCAGUACCAUCAACACGCCCUUUGGAGCAAUGCUGUACUCCCCACGCACCGGCAUCCUCCUCAACAAUGAGCUUCUGGAUCUAUGCUGGAGGCGCGCACCAGACUCCCACGUCACCCCGCCACCUGCGGUGAAUGGAGACAGAAGUGGAGGGGCGGUGACACCCAUCCGGCCUCCAGUUCCAGGCGAGCGGCCUCCAUCAUCCAUGGUCCCCUCCAUCUUGGUCAACACAGUUCAGGGGUCAAAGCUGGUGAUUGGCGGGGCUGGUGGGGAGCUCAUCAUCCCUGCUGUGGCUCAGGUCAUCAUAAAUAAGUUGUGGCUUGGCUUUGACCUGAGGACUGCCAUUGAAGCCCCUAUCCUGCACGUCAACAGCGAGGGCUAUGUGGAAUAUGAGCCCAGCUUCAGCCAGGAGGUGCGGAAGGGGCUCCAGGACAGGGGCCACAACCAGACCCAGAGGCUGUUUUUCCUGAACGUGGUCCAGGCCGUGUCCCAGGACGGGGCCUGUGUGUACGCUGCAGCAGACCCAAGGAAAGGCGGGGAGGCCUCGGGCUACUGAGGAGGCUGCUUCCGGCAGCUGCAACCCGGCCCUCCGUCAGUGUGUGCCCAGGCUGGCCCUGACAGUGGAACCAAGCACCCAAGCAGGAUCUGGACCCUUCGGUGGAGGGUCAGCCUGGGCCUGUAAGAGGUGGGGACAGGCUGGAAGAUGGACGACUGUGGGGACUCAGCCCUUCCAGAGCCCCUUGUGGCCCAAGCUUUCCUUAGACCUCUCUCUCAGGAACGUGGCCCACCCUCCCCCUCCCCCGGCCCUUCUCCCCAUCUGUAUACCCUCUAGUCUAAGAUUAAAGAGGAGGGUGGCCCUUGGCCUGA
Suricata suricatta (meerkat) is the source of this 2480-nucleotide messenger RNA. It is a transcript of the gene GGT5, whose product is annotated as gamma-glutamyltransferase 5. Gene Ontology annotation, molecular function: glutathione gamma-glutamate hydrolase. Bases 406 to 2169 code for a protein of 587 amino acids. NCBI's taxonomy places the organism in Eukaryota, Metazoa, Chordata, Mammalia, Carnivora, Herpestidae. Gene Ontology annotation, biological process: glutathione catabolic process. The transcript has 13 exons. The record is from RefSeq and is a predicted model, not a curated record.